Molecule: messenger RNA, 2255 nt
Organism: Rhododendron vialii
Lineage: Eukaryota; Viridiplantae; Streptophyta; Magnoliopsida; Ericales; Ericaceae
Product: trihelix transcription factor GTL2
Source: RefSeq, a predicted model, not a curated record
AUCGCAUUGUAGGGUACAUAAAUUAUAAAUACAUUACAUAAUUACUCCGUGUAUAUAUAUAUAUAUAAAUAUAUAUAUAAAUAUAUGGAGAGAGAGAGAGAGAGAGAGAGAGAGAGAGAGAGAGAGAUAGAGAGAGAGAGAGAGAGAGAGAGAGAGAGGUUUGUGUCGAAUGGCUUAUUAGCAGGGAGUAACAUUUAGGCAGCCGUUUUAGCUGCAGUUCAGCUGAGUGGAAAGGAGAUGGAGGAGGCAAAGAAGAGAUAGCUUACGCAGCUAGCUAAGGCACAGAGACAAGCCAUGUUCGAGGGUGGAUUUCCAGAGCAAUUCCACCACUUCAUGAUAGCCUCAUCAACACCUCCUCCUCCUCCUUCCUCAUCACUUGCUCUCUCUUUCCCUCUCCAAGCCCCUCCCUCGCCACUGCCGCAAGCCACCUUCCCAAUCACUGCUCCUCCAUACCCAUCAUCUCAUUCAUCGGCUCCACUGCUGCUCCAUCUGCAACCUCAGCUCGAUCUCGAUCUCGACGUCCUUCCCCACAAACAUGGCGAGAAGCAGCAGCAACAAGUCAUGAUGAUUAAUGCUUCUAGUGCUGCCAGUGGCUUGGAGCUCGGAAGGGAUCGGGGAUCCGGCAUACCCGACCAACUACUGUUCGAUCCGUGGACCAACGACGAAGUGCUUGCACUCUUGAGGAUCAGAUCUAGCAUCGAGUACUGGCUUCCCGAUUUCACUUGGGAACAUGUUUCAAGGAAGCUGGGAGAGCUUGGUUACAGAAGAAGUGGUGAGAGCUGCAAGCAGAAGUUUGAGGAGGAAAGCAGGCACUUUGACAACAUGAGUACUGGUAGUUACACAAUGAAGAGCCACUACACUAGGCCUUUCUUCAGUGAGCUUGAAGAAUUCUGCCAUGGUGAAAACUCCUCGCAGGUCUUAGUCGAAAGAAAUCAAAAUGUUGUGCAGAAGUUACCCAGUGAAGAAGGUGAAGUAGACAAUGUUGAGCAGCAGCGUUUCAGCUUGGUACAAGAUUCUAGAAAUGAAGUAUUAAGGGAAAAUGACCAAAAGAAAUCAGAAAGCAAGAAGAGAAAGAGACACGGCCACCACCGGAGGAAAUUCGAACUGUUGAAGGGCUUUUGUGAGGACAUCUUGAACAAGAUGAUUGCUCAACAAGAAGAGCUUCACAACAAGAUAAUUGAAGACAUGUUAAAGAGAGAAGAAGAGAAGAUUGCAAGGGAGGAAGCUUGGAAGAAACAAGAAAUCGAGCGGAUCCACAAAGAAGUUGAAAUAAGAGCUCAAGAACAGGACAGACAAACCAAACUCAUUGAGGUCUUGAAAAACUUCACAUCAACAAUUUCUUCUCCUGAUCAGAACCAAUCCUCCGGAAGGAGAACUCACGACGACAAUGAGAACUCUGCCAAAAUCGCAAAGGGGGGUACCGCUUCGUUUUCCUCCACUUCAUGUUCUCUCAUCCAACCUCACAACCCUAAUCCAACAUCUCAACCGAGCGACACGCAAAACCCUAGCUUCGCGGCCACACUGAAAGAGAAUCCAAACGGAAUCAUGGAAAAUGAAAACCCUAGUUUGGCCGGAGCGGGAAUCGACCUUGCCAAUGACAAAAGUGCUCCUCGGAAGCGGAAUAUUGCGGCAGUAGUACUAGAGAAGGAAAUGAGAGAGGAUUUAGGGAAGAGAUGGCCAAGGGAUGAACUUUUGGCACUCAUAAAUCUUCGGUGCAGCAGUCACACUAGCAAUGAAGACAAGGAAUCAGGAGUAGCAAAGGGUCCUCUGUGGGAGAGAAUAUCGCAAGGGAUGUUGGAAUUGGGGUACAAGAGGAGUUCCAAGAGGUGCAAAGAGAAAUGGGAAAACAUCAACAAGUACUUUAGGAAGACCAAAGAUGUGAACAAGAAGAGGUCUGUUGAUUCCAGGACUUGUCCUUAUUUCCACCAAUUGAACACCUUGUAUGCCCAAGGAACAUCACUAGUUCAUUUGGCUCCGCUAGGUCGUGAUGACGGGCGGGAAAACCCUUCCCCUACUGCAGAAGCUAGCUCGGAGGUCUAAAAUUCCGUUACGCGCGUAAGGGGUGUUAUUAUACGUAGUAGGCAGGAAUAGCGAUGUUGGCGAAGCUGUGAGGAAUUUGCUUAAAGUACUAGAUACAGGCUUUAGACUUUUGAGUUUUAACUCUGUUUGUGUGUUUUGGUUAUUCUCAAGAUCGAUGUGCCUUUUUCUUUUUUGGUUUUCCCCACUGUUUUGGUGAAGCUGUGCCAUCUUAAUUA